Messenger RNA from Lingula anatina, 3667 nucleotides. RefSeq names its product protein FAN-like. The record is from RefSeq and is a predicted model, not a curated record. Gene Ontology annotation, molecular function: protein binding. Lineage: Eukaryota; Metazoa; Brachiopoda; Lingulata; Lingulida; Lingulidae.
UCACAUGUUUUACAAACUGUAAUAUAAUUUUAAUUUACUGCCUUGUAUUCUUUCAUCAAGGUUUUAAUUAUCAUGUGUAAAUUUUGGAAUGAUGGUGUUCUAGGAUGCGGGGGAUUUGAGCCUUGUACUAGUACAUGUAGAACUCUUCUUCAGCUAUGGCUUUUAUUGAAGCUGUGACACAGCCAAAGGAAAGAUUCUCCUUGUUGCUGCUGGAUCCUGGAGAAAUCUAUUUUGAGGAUUUCAGUGUGUUUUACUAUCCACCAUCACCAUCUGAAGACGAGGCAAUUAAAAGGAAGCAGAAGGGGAGGCUUAAGAUAUGCUCCAAGUCAGUUUUAUUUGAUCCAUCUGACAUACAGUAUCCUAUACUUAGGUUUCCACUCAGAGAUGUUGUGAAAGUGGAAAGUUAUGAUCCCCAGUCUCUGUUCUCAAGAUUGGAUUCUAAGAACAAAGUACUACAGAUAGUCAGCAAUGCUGUAAUUGGAAUGAAGGAAGGAAAUGUUAUAGAACCAUUUGAUUUUAAAAGGGAAAAAUCAGUGAAGCACAUGUUCUCCUUGAACUAUAAUACAGUUGAUAGUUGUGUCCCUCUGAUGUGUCAGUUGCACCGGGCCUCCACAUUGUCCCUGGCAGACCAAAGUAAUAUGAUCAGGGCUAUAGUUUUAUCCAGACAAUCAAGAGUCAAAUUCAAUACAAGUUGGCUGGAAGAUAUCUAUGAAAAAAUAAUCUUAGAGAGCCAGGGUGACCACAUCACACCCCUGGUCACCAACCCUGGCAGAAUUAUGCUGACCUGCAGUAGGCUCUAUUUCCAGCCAUUUAACAAUGUGGACCCUAAUCCAGUGACAAAAAUAAAGCUGUCUGCUAUCAAGAGGGUCAUUAAAAGGCGUUUUUUGCUUCAACAAGUGGGUUUGGAGAUUUAUCAUGGGUAUGAUGAUGCUUGCCUAUACUUAGCCAUGAAGACAGAAGAAGAAAGAAACAUACUGUACAAUGAACUGGUGAAGCAAACUGAUGUCCACCUAGAGGAUAUGGGGACAGCCAGUAUGACCUUGAAAUGGCAGAAUGGGGUCAUAUCCAACUUUGAUUAUCUUUUAUAUCUGAACACAAUGGCAGAUCGCAGUAUAAAUGACCUGACACAGUACCCUGUGUUCCCCUGGGUCAUAGCUGACUACACAAGUCCUGUGUUAGACCUAGAAAGUCCAUCCACAUUCCGUGAUUUAAGCAAACCAAUAGGGGCCCUCAAUCAAGAGAGAUUGGCCAGCUUGAAGGAAAGAGCAGCUGAGAUGCCUGGCCCCAAGUUUUUGUAUGGUUCUCACUAUUCCACUCCAGGAUAUGUGCUUUUUUACCUGUCAAGAGUUGCUCCAGAUUACGUACUUUGUUUGCAGAAUGGAAGGUUUGACCAUCCUGAUAGAAUGUUUAACAGUGUGGCAGAAACAUGGAAUAACUGUCUAAACAGUGCAACAGACUUCAAAGAAUUAAUUCUUGAGUUCUACCAGCCGCAGUACAGAGAUUUCCUAACCAAUGCCAAUGCAAUAAACUUUGGAAUUAAGCAAGACGGUCGAUCUGUGGCAGCAGUUGAGUUACCACCAUGGGCCAAAGACCCUCAUGACUUCAUCAGCAAGAACAGAGAGGCAUUAGAAUGUGACUAUGUUUCAAAGAACUUACAUCACUGGAUAGACCUAAUAUUUGGAUAUAAACAGUGUGGAAAGGAAGCAGAUGAGGCAGACAACUUAUUUUACUACUUGACAUACGAAGGCGCAGUUGAUUUAGAGAGCAUAAAAGAUCCCAAUGAGCGUGCCUCCCUAGAGGUUCAGAUUAUGGAGUUUGGACAGACUCCAAAACAACUGUUCACCAGCCCUCAUCCACAGAGGUUCAGCAAGGUGGCAGCACCAGUCCUGGAGACAGGACAGGCUACAGGGGAUUCCAGUCUGCUGCCAGCAGAGGAACCUGUUUCCCAAAGCUCACCCAAAAUUGAAGUUCCAAUCUUUUUAGAAACUAUGGCAAAUGCAUCAGAUAUGGAUGACAUUUCAAUUGAAAAAAAGUGGAAAUCACUGGAAAAGAAUAUGCCAUACUUGGAACAUAGGUUACACAAAGAAGCCAUAACAGAUGUGAAGUUUUCUGCAGAUCUCAAAAGUGUUUUCUCAGUUUCACAAGAUACAAUGCUCAAAAUGUACAGCCUUGAAGAUCAGAGUCAGCUUAGAAGUGUCAAUAUGUCAACUAUGGCUCUGUCUUGCUGCUUCGUUAUGCCAAAUGGAAAGACAAUCAUAGUUGGAUGCUGGGACAACAAUAUCUACCUUUACAGUGUAGAGUAUGGAAGAGUGGUGGGCACAGCUCUGGCACACGAUGAUGCAGUGUCAGCAAUACAGUGGCAGAAUGACACAUUGCUGUCAGCUUCAUGGGAUUCCACUGUCAAGGUUUGGCAUUGCCCACUCCAGACUCAGAAUGCCGGCUCUAGUAAUCCAGAACUUAUGGGUGAACUAGACCAUGACAGUGGAGUGUCUUGCCUACACUGCAAUCCUGUAGAUGUCAGCACUGUGGUGUGUGGUACACAAGAGGGAGGAUUGUUCAUAUGGGACACCAGUUCUUGUUAUGUGGUCAGUCAGCACCAAGUCCACACUGGGGCAGUAGGAACAGCACAGUUCAGCUCUGAUGGUUUAAGAGUGAUAUCCUGCGGAGAUGACAACUUUCUCAAUAUUCUGGAUGUUCAGACAGGGACCAGUAUAUUCUCUAUGCACAUGGACAGCAAAAUAAGGUGCUUGUGUUGGAAUGGCAGUAUUCUUUUAAUGGGAGAUGAAAUGGGGACACUGAGUUUAUGGGACAUGAACAAAGUGUAUUUGAUAAAUAAGUGGGACAAGGUUCAUGAAGGUGCAGUGACAUGUGUGGACAUCAGUGAAGAUGGUCAAGUUGUUUCUGGGGGAGAGGACAGGAAAGUGCUAGUUUGGAGACCUAAAUAAUAACUGAGUAUAUUAAAAGAUGUUGAGAAGAGUUUUUUUAUGGGCAGGAUAAUUUUGCAAAGAAGAUGAUGAAGAUGAGGAGAGAGUUUGAGCGAAGUUUCCCAACUUGAGAUGCAGUAGCAGGCAUGGCAUAUCGUUUGGAAGGAAUAAAAAUAGGCUUUGAUAGAUAUUCUCUCAAGUUGUCAUUAGAUUUUUAGAAAUAAGUUAUUUCAUGAGUGAAGAACAAAAGAAGACAGAACAGGACUCUGUUUCAUAAAAAAAACAAUUGUUAUGGGAUAGUGUUACACCGGUAAAAAUUGUGUGGACCACUGUGUUAGGUCAACUUUGCAAUAUCUUUCAGAGAGUAUUUUACAGAUGAUUGUCCCGAAAUUAAUGUGGUUUGACAUACCUACACUGUACAUACAUGAAGGCUGUUGGCAUUGCUGAGAGUGACACUUGUUAUCAAUAGCUUUAGCAUAUUAGUUUAAAAAGACAAAAGAAAAGGGGACUUUUGAGAUUCUUUGUGAAAGGCAACUAUGAAUUUUGUCUUUACCUGGCAUUGACUUAAGUCAUUUUGUGACACAGGCCCCUGGGCUGUAUUAGUAACUGCUGAACUUAUCACUGUAAAAGAAUGGGAUGGCCACUGCAUGGGAAAAGAUAGCAUUAGGCAGCUUCUCUCAUAUGUAUCACUCUAAUAGUGAUGCCAAAAAGAGAAAAGAAACUUAAUUGUUAUAAAUAUAUCA